Molecule: messenger RNA, 2533 nt
Organism: Amyelois transitella
Lineage: Eukaryota; Metazoa; Arthropoda; Insecta; Lepidoptera; Pyralidae
Exons: 11
Coding region: 180-2204 (674 amino acids)
Cellular component (GO): nucleus; ribonucleoprotein complex; cytoplasm
Molecular function (GO): RNA binding; RNA helicase activity; ATP binding
Source: RefSeq, a predicted model, not a curated record
CCAACCUAACAGCAACCUUCAAAAAAAUAAUUAAUAUGGCGCCGGCUUGCUCUUCUUGAACUUUCGCCAAUUUUUGUUAUAGUAAAAUAAUAAUCAAAUAUAAGCAGUGAAAACAGUAUUAUUUAAAUAAGUUAUUGAUAAUCAGGUUAAUAGUGAAGUAAAAUUAUCUAGCUAGCAGAAUGUACGACGAUAGACGUGGUGGUCGUGGCUCCAGUCGAGGUGGUGGGCGUGGUGGGGGCCGCGGUGGUGGCCGGGGUGGAUCUAGAGGAGGGUCCAGAUCUGAAGAUAGAGGCGGAAGCCGUUUCGGUGGCGGCCGCGGCAGAGACGGCGGUCGCGGUGGUGGCAGAGACGGCGGCCGUGGCUUCGGAGACCGAGGUGGCCGAGAUGACUUCCGCGGUGGAAAGUUUAAAAAUGAUCAGCCUGGAGGAAACCUGCGGAAAGUCCGCUGGGACGGGAUUACUCUGACGCCAUUCCAGAAGAACUUUUACGUUCCUCAUCCAAAUGUUCAGAGACGUCCACCAGCAGAAAUUGAGGCUUAUCGCAGCCAGCAUCAGAUAACAGUGAAAGGGCGCGAUGUGCCCGCGCCUAGUAUAUAUUUUGAAGAGGGCGGGUUCCCAGAUUAUGCUAUGAAGGAAAUUUUAAAGCAAGGAUUCCCAAAUCCUACUCCUAUUCAAGCCCAGGGUUGGCCUAUAGCUCUGUCUGGGCGAGACAUGGUAGGGAUUGCUCAAACAGGGUCAGGAAAAACUUUGGCCUACAUUCUGCCUGCAAUAGUUCAUAUUAUCAAUCAGCCUAGGUUGUUGAGGGAUGAAGGACCAAUUGUUCUAGUUUUGGCUCCAACCAGAGAGCUUGCUCAGCAAAUACAACAGGUGGCCAAUGAUUUUGGUCAGAGUGUGCAAGUACGUAAUACUUGCAUCUUUGGUGGAGCCCCAAAAGGGCCCCAGGGUCGGUGCUUGGAGCGUGGAGUGGAGAUUGUGAUCGCUACUCCGGGUCGGCUCAUUGACUUCUUGGAAAAAGGUACUACGAACCUCCGCCGCUGCACCUACUUAGUGUUGGAUGAGGCUGACAGGAUGUUGGACAUGGGCUUCGAGCCUCAGAUCAGGAAGAUCAUAGAGCAGAUUCGACCAGACAGACAGGUUCUCAUGUGGUCCGCAACUUGGCCCAAGGAGGUCCAGAACUUAGCUGAGGAGUUCCUGGAUGACUACAUCCAGAUCAACAUUGGCUCUCUAUCACUGUCAGCGAACCACAACAUUCUUCAAAUUGUCGAUGUUUGUGACGAGUGGGAGAAAAAUGAGAAACUCAUUACUCUGCUUAAUGAGAUCUCUUCAGAGGAGGAAACUAAAACUAUUAUAUUUGCUGAAACCAAGAGGAAGGUUGAUGAUAUUACAAAAGCUAUAAAUCGCGCGGGCUAUCGCGCUCUCGCCAUUCAUGGCGAUAAAAAUCAACAAGACAGAGAUUAUGUACUGAAUCAGUUCAGACAAAGCCAAGGCGGCAUAUUAGUCGCUACCGACGUUGCAGCUCGGGGACUUGAUGUGGAAGAUGUGAAGUUUGUAAUAAAUUAUGAUUAUCCAAAUAAUUCUGAGGAUUACGUACAUCGUAUUGGGCGUACCGGACGUUCGCAAAAAACUGGUACCGCAUAUACUCUCUUCACUCCUAAUAAUUCGGCCAAGGCAAAAGAUUUGAUGUCAGUACUGCAGGAGGCUAACCAAGUGGUAAAUCCUAAAUUGUUGGAAUUAGCACAGUGUGGAAUGGGAUUCAAAGGAAAAUAUGGUCGCGGGCGUUUCCGCGAUCGCGACGAGGAGCCCCGCGGCGGGCGCGGGCGCGGGCGCGGCUCCUCUCGCGGCGGCUCCAGGUUCGGUGCCGGGGACAGGGGCUCCUCCCGAUGGGACAAUUCGAGCAACAGCUACGGAGACAACCAGAGCUCCAGCUACAGCCGCGGCGACAGCUUCGGGAACAGGCAAGGUGGAGGCGGCGGAUACAAUAGAGAGAAUAACUUCCGACAGGACGGCGACGGCUACCGCGGGCGCGGGGCCCGCGGCGGCGCCCGCGGCGCGCGCGGCUUCCCGCCCGCGCACGCGCCGUACGCGCCGGCGCCGGCGCAGGGCUACGACCAGGCGCAGAGCUUCAACAGCCCGCCUCCCACGAGCUACUACAACAUGUACGCGCAGCCCCCGCCGCCACCCGGCAACAAAUUCGCAGCCAAAUAAAUAUAAAGAGCAUAAAUUUCAAGCCGUGAAACGGAUUUGCUAUUUAAUAGAUUCAAGUGGCAUUGGAGUCGCUCCGCUAUUUAAACUCGUAAAGAUUAUUUAGUUAAUUAUGAACUUAGUUUUGUAUUUUAAAAUCGAAGAAAUGUUUUUAUAGUGAGCUGGAUUUUGUUCUUGCUCUUGCGCCUCAAAUAGUGAUGUCCGUAUAGAAAUUUCUAUAAACCCUGUUCUUUAAAGUUCCGUAAGCCUACAUAUCCUAACAUUCCUGCAUCACUGUGACAAGGUGAAAUAUUUCAGAAUGUGCAAUUUGAAUAAUAAAAUGUGAUUAUAUA